UUCCCAUCUAGUCAUUGCGAGGCAGUCCAUUCUGGGGGAGCAACUUCUACUUGCCAGACAAUACUUCCAGUCCCUCCCACAGCCCUACAAGAAAGGGGGUACCAUCUCCCAUGGCUGAUGAGGAGACCGAGCCUCCGAGAGACCUGCGCCCCCUGGACAUCCUGGCAGAGGCAGUCCCUCCGGACAGCGCUGCGGGCGGAGUCAGGGUGACUCGGGUUCAAGGUGUGCGAGGACUCCAGCUCUCGGCCGCCAGCCCCCACGCCAUGAGCUUCCCUGCGUCGAGGAUUUUCGUCAGAUGCGACCUCUUCCCUGAAGAAUUUUCCAUCGUUGUCACCUUGAAAGUUCCCAAUCUUCCCCCAAAGAAGAACGAGUACCUGCUCGCGGUGGUGGCAGAGGACCGGGAUGCGCUGCUGCUCGGCCUGCGCUACUCGCCCACCCAGCUGCACUUCCUGUUCCUCCGCGAGGACUCGGCCGGCGCUUGGCAGACCCGUGUGUCCUUCCGCAGUCCGACACUGAUGGACAGCCAGUGGCACACGCUGGUCUUGGCCGUGUCUGAAGGAUCCUUUUCCCUCACCACGGACUGCGGCCUUCCCGUGGACAUAAUGGCUGACGUGCCCUUCCCGGCCACCCUAUCCAUGCAAGGAGCCCGGUUCUUCAUCGGCAGCCGGAGGAGGACCAAAGGCCUGUUCACGGGCCUGCUGAGGCAGCUGGUCCUGCUGCCUGGCUCAGAUGCCACACCCAGGCUGUGCCCCUGCAGGAACGCCGAGUUCGCCUUGCUGUCCAUCCCCCGCAUCCUGCGGGGUUUCACAGGGAAGCCAGAAGAGAAUGAGGUGCUAAGAUAUCCCUAUGAAACCGACAUGAAGGUGACACUGGGAUCCCGACCUCCCUGUACCAAAUUGGAGGAUGCCCAGUUCUGGUUUGACGCCAGCAGGAGGGGGCUAUACCUGUGCGUGGGCAGCGAGUGGGUCUCUGUGUUAGCAGCCGAAGAAAAACUGGACUAUGUGGAAGAGCAUCAGAGCCUGUUCACCAACUCGGAGACACUGGGCAUCGAGGUCUUUGUCAUCCCUGAGGCCGGGCUCUUUGUAGCAACUGCCAAUCGGAAGACCACCUCUGCCAUCUACAAAUGGACCGACGGGAAGUUCGCCUCGUACCAGAACAUCCGCACGCACCAAGCUCAGUCCUGGAGACAUUUCACCAUCGGGAAAAGGAUCUUCCUGGCCGUGGCCAACUUUGAACCGAAUGAAAAGGGUCAGGAGUUCUCCGUCAUUUACAAAUGGAGCCAGAGAAAACUGAGGUUCACGCCGUACCAGAGGGUCCCCACCCACAGCGCCCGCGACUGGGAGGCCUUCCAGGUGGCUGGGGAGUACUUCCUCGCUGUGGCCAACCAUCGGGAAGGUGACAACCACAACAUCAACAGCGUCAUCUACAAGUGGAACCCAAGGACCCGCCUCUUCGAGACCAACCAGACCAUCGCCACCUCUGGCGCCUACGACUGGGAGUUCUUCACUGUGGGGCCCUACUCCUUCCUGGCGGUCGCCAAUGCCUUCAACGGCACAUCCACCAAGGUGCUCUCCCACCUGUACGUCUGGCUCGUCGGCUCCUUCCAGCUCUUUCAGUCUUUCCAGACGUUUGGCGCCGCGGACUGGGAGGUCUUCCGCAUCGGAGAGAGGACCUUUCUGGCUGUGGCCAACAGCCACAGCUACGACGUGGCAAUGCAGGUACAGAACGACUCCUACGUCAUCAACUCCGUCAUCUACGAGCUGAACGUCAGCGCCCAGGCCUUCGUCAAGUUCCAGGAGGUCCUCACCUGCAGCGCCCUGGACUGGGAGUUCUUCUCUGUGGGAGAGGACUAUUUCCUAGUGGUUGCAAACUCCUUCGACGGGAAAACCUUCUCGGUCAACAGUAUUAUUUACAGGUGGCAGGGAUACGAAGGCUUCGUGGCCAUGCACAGCCUCCCGACCUUUGGCUGCAGGGACUGGGAAGCCUUCCGCACCGCGGCCGGCGCCUACCUCAUCUACUCCAGCGCCAAGGAGCCCCUCUCCCGGGUCCUGAGGCUGAGGACGGGGUGAUGGCCCCGGGGCCCCCAGGAACAGGACCUGCCUGGCCGCACCCCAGAACCCUGCCAAGGAACCCUGGAAGCUCCAGGGGGACGAGCCCAGGCAGCAUGGCUUCCACUGCAUCCUCCCUGACCCUUAUGCAGUCGGGGACAUCCAUCACCUCUCCGCCCCGGGAACCGUGGUGGCCGGACCCCGUGGCUGGUGGACGGUCAGGCGGAAGACCAGAGCCGCCCCUGCUCAUCUGGGUGCCCCACAGGGAUUUCCCUUCAAAGGAAAAGUUCACACAAAGUUUUACCUCAAAAUCAGCAGGGCCUACGUCACCUUCCCCGUUGGCGAGCCCAGACUCGGGACAGGCUUGCCGCUGUUUUCCAUGUUCGUACCAGCUAUUUAUUGUAUUCUGUCUCUAUGGAAAUAUAUUUAU
Molecule: messenger RNA, 2478 nt
Organism: Equus quagga
Lineage: Eukaryota; Metazoa; Chordata; Mammalia; Perissodactyla; Equidae
Product: thrombospondin-type laminin G domain and EAR repeat-containing protein-like
Exons: 12
Coding region: 111-2069 (652 amino acids)
Biological process (GO): signal transduction
Source: RefSeq, a predicted model, not a curated record